Messenger RNA from Pogona vitticeps (central bearded dragon), 3311 nucleotides. It is a transcript of the gene PRDM1, whose product is annotated as PR/SET domain 1. Gene Ontology annotation, molecular function: protein binding; RNA polymerase II cis-regulatory region sequence-specific DNA binding; DNA-binding transcription repressor activity, RNA polymerase II-specific. Gene Ontology annotation, biological process: cell fate commitment; regulation of transcription by RNA polymerase II. NCBI's taxonomy places the organism in Eukaryota, Metazoa, Chordata, Lepidosauria, Squamata, Agamidae. Gene Ontology annotation, cellular component: cytoplasm; nucleus. The record is from RefSeq and is a predicted model, not a curated record.
AAACCUGAGACAGGGAGGAGAAAGGAAGAGUCUGUUUGCCUAACACAGACUGAAAGUAUUGUAACAUUCAGCCUCCAGUGUUAAAGCAGCAGAAGUUAAAGCAGCGAGUGCAGCAGCACCUGACACUAGAGAGGGAGGGAGGCAGCCACAAGCAAAAAAGAGUUAACUCUCUAGGUGUGAGUCAGUAUUACUUGAAACAGGCAAGUGGUGGAAGGCAGGAGAAUGUUUACUCUGUAGACAUGUUUGCAACUUACCUGAAACAUCGUGCUUCCAGCUGGAAAUAUAUGUGGACUGUACCUUGGUAAGAGACUUUCUUCCUCUUUCUGAAUCCAGGAGACAGAUCAUUUGAGCACAGUUUUGAAUGAAGAUGGCACUGAACAGAGUGAAAAUGGGAAACAUUUUCUCCGGAGCCUCCCUCGUGAAGUUCAAGGGACCUUUGUUUUUCUGAUGAUUAAUUCUUUCACUGGUAGUAGCAACUGCCAGUUCACUGAGUUUCAGAAUUACUUCUUUCUCCAAGUCUACAAAGUGUUGAAGCCUUGUGUUCAAAUUGUUUCAGAGUAUUGGCAGGAGGCAGGCAGUUUUUCAGGGUAAUCAAGCCUGUAAAUGCUGUGUGAAGAACCAUUGAGUUUGCAGACGUGAAAUGCUGUGAAAAGGCUGCCACACUGUGUAGCUCAUAUAUUGUGAAUCACAGACAACUGAGAAAAGGGACAAAGUUGAUAAUGAAAAUGGACAUGAAGGAUGCUGACAUGACUGUAUGGACAGAGGCUGAAUUUGAAGACAAGUGUACGUACAUUGUGAACGAUCAUCUCAUAGAGCCCGGCACAGAAGGAUGCAAUGUAACCCAAGCUGAAUCUUCCUUGCCCAGGAACUUAAUUUUCAAAUAUGCUGGAAAUGGCAAAGAGGUUGUUGGAGUUGUUAGCAAAGACAUAAUCCCGAAAGGAACACGCUUUGGACCCUUGGUUGGUGAAAUCUAUACCAGUGACACAGUUCCUAAGGAUGCAAACAGAAAAUACUUUUGGCGGAUUUAUUCUGGUGGUGAACUCCUGCACUUCAUUGAUGGAUUUAAUGAGGAAAAGAGCAAUUGGAUGCGAUAUGUAAACCCAGCUCAUUCCGCUCAGGAGCAGAACCUGGCUGCUUGUCAGAAUGGAAUGGACAUCUACUUCUAUACCAUUAAACCCAUCCCACCAGGCCAAGAGUUGCUUGUGUGGUAUUGUCAGGACUUUGCAGAUAGGUUGCACUAUCCUUCUACUGGAGAUCUGGGGAUGAUGAAUAUCACUCAAAGCCAUAUUAACCCAAAGCAGCAAACCAGUGACAAAGAGGAUCUUAAUCAGAAAAAUGUUCCCAGAAGAGAACACAGUGUGAAGGAAAUCCUGAAAACUGAUUCUACUAAUCCUAGAGGAAGGGACUUAUUCUAUAGUCACAUUUCUCCUCAAGAAAAUGACUCAGAAAGCAUGAGAAAAAAUUGUAGCCCUGAGAGGCCCUUCUAUCCUCGAAUUGUCUACCCAAUCCGACCUCAUGUUCCAGAAGAUUACCUGAAAGCCUCCCUAGCCUACGGAAUUGAGAGGCCUAGCUACAUUGCCCACUCCCCAAUCCAGUCUUCAACCACACCAAGCCCUUCAGCAAGAAGUAGCCCAGACCAAAGUUUGAAAAGCUCAAGUCCUCACAGCAGCCCAGGAGUUACAGUUUCACCCCUAACAUCUCUUACUCAAGAGCACAGAGAACCUUAUCCUUACUUGAAUGGACUCUAUAACUCAGAAGGAUUGGGGUCAUAUCCUGCAUAUGCACCCUCGAGCCAUCUCCCGCCAACCCUUCCCUACCCCAAAUUCUUCUUGCCACCCUAUGGUAUGAGCAUCAACAAUUUCACCCUCUUUCCAAGUGUGUAUCCUUUCUACAGCAGCUUGCUCAGUGGAGGAAGCAUUUCUAAUCACAUGUUGAACUCAUCCUCUCUUCCAAGUUCGCUGCCCUCUGAUGGGAGCCGCCAGCUUUUGCAACCCAACCAUCCAAGGGACUUCCUCAUUCCAGCACAUAACAGUGCCUUCUCCAUCACAGGGGCUGCUGCUAGCAUGAAAGAUAAGCCAUGCAGUCCAACCAGUGGAUCACCCACAGCGGGCACAGCAGCCACAUCAGAACACAUCAUGCAACCUAAACCUACCUCGGCAGUGUUGGCUGCCACCAGCAGUGAAGAAGCCAUGAAUCUCAUCAAGAGUAAGCGAAACAUGACUGGUUACAAAACUCUUCCAUAUCCACUGAAGAAACAGAAUGGGAAAAUAAAGUAUGAAUGCAACGUCUGCUCCAAAACAUUUGGCCAGCUCUCUAACCUGAAGGUUCAUCUUCGAGUACACAGUGGAGAAAGACCAUUCAAGUGUUCUACUUGCAAUAAAGGGUUCACACAACUGGCACACCUCCAAAAGCACUAUCUGGUACACACAGGAGAAAAGCCCCAUGAAUGCCAGGUCUGCCAUAAACGAUUCAGCAGCACAAGCAACCUGAAGACCCAUUUGCGGCUCCAUUCCGGAGAAAAGCCUUAUCAGUGCAAGCUUUGCACUGCUAAAUUCACCCAGUUUGUGCACCUGAAACUGCACAAGCGGCUGCACACCCGAGAGCGCCCGCACAAGUGCAUCCACUGCCAUAAGAGCUAUAUCCACCUCUGUAGCCUCAAGGUCCACUUGAAGGGCAACUGCCCCGUCAUCCCUGCAUCUAACCUUUCAACUGAGGACCUGAAUCGGAUCAAUGAAGAGAUUGAGAAAUUUGACAUUAGUGAUGGUGCAGACCGGUUGGAGGAUGUUGAGGACAAUGUAGACAUGACUUCUGUGGUGGAAAAAGAAAUCCUUGCUGUGUUUAGAAGAGAGAUUGAAGGAGCCACACUUAAAACCUCAUUGCAGAGGAGCCUGGGAAAUGGGCGUGUCUCUUCUGGAUGUAAUCUUUUUGAAUCGCCAGAUACGUCCUUUGUGAAGUUGCCUCAUGGUCAUCCACUACCUCGGGGACCUAUAAAGGUCAAGCAAGAAACAGUUGAACCAAGAGACCCUUAAAUGCUGUGGGAUGUGUGUGUGAAUGUAGAUGGAUGAGAGUGUAUGUGUGCACCUUUGCAUACUUAUGGAUUUGUAUGUGCGACAGAGAAAUGAUUCUUUUUUUUCUUUUUCUUUUUUUUUUAAUUUAUGACUUGGCAAGUCAGGGUGCCUGUAGCAAUUGCUUGUACAUAGUGUCAAUGCUGCAAAGCAACCUUGGCUUAUUGUAGUUUCUCUAAAUCCAGUUAAAAGAAGGAACUCCAAAGUUGUUGAAUUCUCAGGGCAUAAAACAAGGCAAGGACUGUG